Ordospora colligata OC4 is the source of this 372-nucleotide messenger RNA. RefSeq lists its product as uncharacterized. The record is from RefSeq and is a predicted model, not a curated record. Lineage: Eukaryota; Fungi; Microsporidia; Ordosporidae. The transcript has a single exon. The coding region runs from base 1 to 372 and encodes 123 amino acids.
AUGAUUUAUGUAGGCGAUCACUUCCACGCAGAGUUCUGCACUGUUGCACCAAGUCCAAUAAGGUGUGCGCUAGGACCCGAGUUUUAUGUCCUGUUGUUUUCAGAUCUUUCAGCAGUUUAUAAUGGGCGUGUACAUCAGGUGUGCUUUGUUGUUCCUACGCACUAUCCAUCGUUUGUUAGUACAAUGAUGGAUUCGAAGCCAAUGGCAUUGAAAGAAAGCGUGGAACUCUUGUUCAAUUUCAGAUCUGAUAAGGACAAGCAGAUUCUUGCUAAGUAUGUUGAGAAUAUCCAAGAUACAUACUCACUUCACAUCAAUGGCUUUGAUCCAAUGCCAAAGAAAAUAUUGAAGAAGUUGAAAGCGCAGCAGAAUUGA